Molecule: messenger RNA, 3479 nt
Organism: Amoebophrya sp. A120
Lineage: Eukaryota; Dinophyceae; Syndiniales; Amoebophryaceae
Source: the annotation of a GenBank genome assembly
AAGCAAAGGUGGACCUGCGAUGGGCUGAAAAAUUACAUGCGAUGAAACGCAAUAAAUUCAAACACGCGACACACUUCUCACCUACACCUUGACCUUUUCAGCAGUCAAAUUUUCGAUUCAAAAAUCAGAGUUGAUGUUCGUGUUACGAUCUGCAUCCGUGUGGCCCGAAAGGUCAUAAUGUUUCGGUCAGUGGUCACCAGCUCACAUGACUCACUCUAAUUGCAACAUCAGGAACUCUUUUGUCAAUCCAUGCAUGGUCCUCGUCGGUCCUCUCUCCUCUAGAUCAUAUACCAUUUACUUUACUGAUUUUCAGGCCAUUGCUGGGACACAUUCACAACUUCUUGCUCCUUCUGGUACAUCCUUGCCAUACCCCUUCAAGUAAACCUACCCGUAAAGGACUAGACAUCACGAUCACGACGCUGUCGUGCCUUCCACCAAACAAAGCAGGAGGCCACAAUCUAAAUCUAUUCCAUUGAAGAAAAACAGGGACCCUCUGCAGUUGACGGAAUCUUCACAGCUGCGCCUUAGCAAAGAUGCCGCCUGCUGCCUCAAUCUUUGAGACGGUGGAACUGGCUCCGCCAGAUCCCAUUUUGAACACUGCCGCGAUGUACAAGGCAGACACGCAUCCGCAGAAGGUACUUGCUUUCAAUCAUGUUGAUGUUAUAAGUAUGUUUUCGGUGGUCACGUUCGGUACUAGUACUAGAGUCGAGCUUUUCUUACGUGGUGUCUGUCCCAUUACAGCAGAUGCAGUGUGCUUCUUCUUGUUUCAUAUUGAGGAUUUCGAUUUUCAUUGUUUCGAUUCCGCAAACAAACAGGUAAAUCUCGGCAUCGGUGCGUACCGCACGGAGGAGGGCGUGCCAUGGGUGCUGCCUGUCGUCCGGAAAGCCGAAGGAGAGCUGCUCCAGGAGCUCGGAACGGAGAACGACAAGGAAUACGCUCCGAUUGAUGGCCUUCCCGGGAUGAAGAAGGCCACGCAAAACCUGAUCUUCGGCAAGUCGGACCCGCGCAUCGCCUCGACGCAGGCACUGUCGGGAACUGGGGCGUUGCGAAUCGUUGGGGAAUUUAUGGCCAGGUUCCUUGGCUACAAGAAGGUCUACUACAGCGACCCAACCUGGGGGAACCACCCAACGAUUUUCGAGAAAUCCGGCAUGGUAGUCGAAAAAUACCCAUAUUGGAACGCCGAGAAAAAAAGCAUCCGGGUGAAGGAGUGGUAUUGUUGAGUGGAGCUCUUCGUUGUUGACAACUCCCGUGCUGCUUUGAGCGUGCAUGCUUGAAAAUGAAACACGGAGAAGAUUUUCCACACAGUGUACUUAUGCGCUUCGAUGAUGAUCAUGAUUCUGAUUCAGAGCGUGUCAUCAAUGAUGAUCACAAAUAUUUCAGGAUCGCACACAUCAACGCGGCAGAGCCCGGCGCACUCUACAUCAUCCACCCCUGUGCACACAAUCCCACGGGGAUGGACCCAUCAUUGGACGAGUGGAAGCAGAUCAUGGAGGCGCUGAUAGCAAAGAAAUGCGUCUCCAUCCUGGAUUCCGCAUAUCAGGGCUACGCGACCGGGAGUUUGGAAACAGACAGAAAGGUAAAUAGAGAUAGACACCUUAGCCUUCAUGCGCAGGUGCCAUUCGGUUCUUGUUGAAGCAACGUUCUGAGUAGAGAGCUACAUGCGGACUCGUCCAAACCAUAUUUCAAAUCACCACCAGGUCAUUGAGAUGUUUCUGAACCACCCGGCCAACCUCGAGUUUUUCGUUUGCCAGAGCUUUGCCAAGAACCUUGGUCUUUACGGCGAGCGCAUUGGCAUGGUACACGCGGUCUGUUCGAGCGAGGAGCGAGCGAACGCUGUGCUGAGUCAGAUGAAGAUGGUCAUUCGGCCGAUGUACAGCUCGCCGCCCAUUCACGGAGCCCAGAUCGUCACGAAGAUUUUGAGCUCCGAGGCCCUGUACAAGCAGUGGUGCGCAGAGCUGAAGCUGAUGGCCGACAGGAUUUUGGAAGUCAGAACAGGCUUAAGAAAAGGAUUGGAGGAAAAAGGAACACCGGGAACGUGGAACCAUAUCACGGACCAAAUUGGCAUGUUCAGUUUCACAGGUAUAAUGUACCGACAGCACCAGAACAAAUUGAAAUCUGCGUUUCGAUACCGAAAAACCGACGACUGCGAAUUGUUUGCAUUGUGUACUAGUUUGUGACUGCAAUGGAAAUUGCAAAUAGAACACAUGAAGUUCAAAAAAAACAACUCUCCUCAGGUCUUAGUCCAGAAAUGUGCGAGAAGUUGAUUAAGGACCAUCACAUCUACCUGCUGAAGUCGGGCCGAAUUUCCCUCGCGGGACUGAAUCAGGCGAACCUGCAGUACGUCAUCGACAGCAUUGACCAGGUCGUCCGCUCGGAGUCGACGUAGAAUGUAAUUUUGCGAUAUUCCAUUGCGGGUGAUACAACAUAUGAACUUCAUCAAUUUUUCGCAAAUGAGUCCACUCAUGAUUCGCAUCACCCGGCCGCAAAUAAUCUGCUGUAAGCGUAUUGCACUCUGCUACAUGCACAGAAAUAAUAAAGCGCUAACGCACUAGAAUGACGUCAUGACUAUCGUCUCAUCUCUGUUUCAGGUCUGCGAAUCCCAAGGGAUGUGUCCCCUGCUUGCCUGGAAGCGGGAGGUCGAGCCGCAAGAGUAGUGGAGACGGUGCCGCCGCAAGAAUGUAAGUAAGAAGUUUUCACCUCCGGCGCAAUGAAGGCGACCAAGUAGAAGUAAGCAGUAGUCACCCUCCACUCUUCGUCUUCACCGCAGCCAAGGCGAAGUUUCUCCGUCACCAUGUUCGUGGUGUGGCUGGCGUGUGGUCUCACUUAUCACCUACAAGCAACAUCACCUGAUGCUAAUAAUUCCAAAUCCGGAAUUACCGACACCACGAUUCAUCAAUUUCCGCCUGAGAAAGAUCUUCUUGCGUGUAUCACCCGUAGUUCUUCAUAUCAAAAAACCGACAAGAUAGACAUAGACUUGCGGUUGAAGUCGAACAAUUUUUCAUACAGCAAUAAAAACGGCACAGCAAUACUGGUCACAAGAGGCAGGAAGGACCGCGCAUCAGACAAAGAAACUUGUUGUUCUAGUCCUUGGGCGCCGGCGGAUGUUGGACAGAGAAACAUACUCAAGUUACAACGCCUCAAGCGUAGUGAAGACGUGAUGCGGCCUGGCCGUGUCACUCGAUAGAGCAGCUGGCUCCUCCCACGUCCUACGAGGAGAGACGCGCGAUUCAUUUUUCGUGUCAUUGAUUGAGAGAAGGUGUUAUUCUCGGGAGCGACUAAUGUAAUUUUUCACCACGAGGAAAGACAACGCCGGGCGGUUACAUUUUUUCCAGGCAGACGAGGAGGCUGCUUUUUUCAGCAGCGUCGCGGGGACGGGUGUCCCCAUACCCUGGGUUCUCGGGGGUAGAGUGCGUCUCCUGUUUGAGCGUAAGUGAGGGCUUCGUAACGCUCUCCCGUGCUUUCAGGGGCCGGCUCCUCGC